This is a messenger RNA of Prorocentrum cordatum, 1190 nucleotides long. The record is from the annotation of a GenBank genome assembly. Lineage: Eukaryota; Dinophyceae; Prorocentrales; Prorocentraceae.
CUUCAAAGGGAGGUCGUCCAUGUCUAAGUGUCCUUAUGCAGGACGCUCAAGCUGUGUAUUUGUCUCAUGUUGCUGCUUCUGCUUGUCCGCAUCCGUAGCCGUUUUGUUCCCAAGCCAUUCUGGCUAAGUAUACUUUGGUAAAAUGCAUCCGCACUCGGACACACUUACUUUCAUUGCUCAGACAGGGUUUCCGAGCUGCGUUGCGUGAUGGUGGUCACGAGAGCUAUUGUUUGCGUGAUUUUUACAGCGAUCGCCACCGACUUGGCUUCCGGCUUAAGCUUCGUGUCGCAGCCUGAGCUGGACGACGUUGCGCUGGAAGAGUUCUACAUUAAAGCUGACUCACACCGUGAGUGCGCUGAUAUCGAGCGCGGGGGCCCAGACUGGUACGAUGAGGACUCGCAUGUAGAGGAUUGGCGACAUCUUGUUUCUGUUUGUCAUCAGAAUCGUGAGAACAUGACAUGGCGAGCCAACUCCUCGCGGGUGCAGUUUGUGCAUGUUGGCAAGUGCGGAGGCAGUUCAAUUGGCCAGGCCAUCAGGGAACUUGUCCCUUACGACGAGAUCCACCUUCGGAAGGUCCAGAAUUGCGAAGUAACAGAGCAGCGCAAGUGGGUCGUUUCUGUUCGAGACCCAGUAGACCGUGCCAUUUCUGCUUUCAAUUGGGGAUUCCCUGGAGAUACUCUCCCAAUGAUGGCGAUUUACAAAUGCUUCAAAACAGUGAACGAAUUUGCGGAGGCUUUGCAGGACGAGAGUUGGUGUGGUGUCAGUGCUCGUCGUGCGAUAAAUAAACCGAUAUUGUCUGAACACCUCGGCAAGGGCUUCCAGUAUUAUUUUGACGAAGACCUUGAGUGCGUACUUGCACAAGAACUGUACUUGAUUCGCACGGAGACGCUCAUGCAAGAUCUCACAGACGUGUUUGGUCGACUGGGGUGGAAGCUGCCCGCCACAGUUUAUCACAUACACGGCGAGUAUCCUUUCCGAAACGAGACGUACCUCAGUGCGAAGGGGAAGCAGCUCCUGGCCAACGCGCUGAAGGCAGAUUACGAGGUCCUGAGGAGGCUGGAAGGUGCUGCCAGAAACGGCAGGCCUGGAGCGUAUUGAGCCGCCGCCGGCGCUCACGGCGUUCCAGCGAUCGCACACCCAAUGGAUGAUUCGAAGGCUUGCCUCCACCAGGCGGCGCAUGAAAACAUCUC